Molecule: messenger RNA, 1263 nt
Organism: Cyphellophora europaea CBS 101466
Lineage: Eukaryota; Fungi; Ascomycota; Eurotiomycetes; Chaetothyriales; Cyphellophoraceae
Exons: 1
Coding region: 1-1263 (420 amino acids)
Source: RefSeq, a predicted model, not a curated record
AUGGCCGGCCCACGACCCUCGGGUACUGCUACCAUCACCUUCACGAAACCAAAUGGCGAUGUUACUGUUGCCACUAUUGGGGGAAAUGAUUUCGAUAGUGUCACCGGCCUUGCGAGCUCAAUGGAGUCCAUCUUCACCGAGACGACUGGUGGCACCACUUCACCGACCGGCGCAGCUACCACCACCACAACUGACAGCAGCGAAUCUUCAGCUGCCACGACCAGCUCAGGUGCUGCUUCAACUCUAAUAACCUCAACCAGCCAGACAGCCAGCACUGCCGCCGAACAAACGAAUGGAUCUUCCGGUGUCGCCAGUGGUGCUAAUGGCGAGAAUCCCUCCGAGACCUCCAACGAUUCCUGCACUGGCAUCUCCUGCAACUCAGGCCUUCAAGCUGCCAUUGCCGUCCCUGUCGUUGUCGUUACGCUUGCUCUGAUAGCGCUACUAUUCUUUUGCAUUCGCCGACGUCGACGGCGACCCGACACUCCAGUGUCUGAGAAACAGAAACAAGCACCCAAGAAGAAAUGGUCUCGCCACUUGCGUGUCUUCUCUUUCGACGCCGAGCUGCUCAUGGGCGGUCGGUUCAGCAGCUCCAACAGCUUGCGAAGUGGUGGAACCGCUAGCCAAAGAAGCCAGACUCGGUCAACACAUAAUGCUACUCCCAGCUUACACAGCGUGGAUGAGGAAGUUGCACCUCCUUAUCGCGAUGCCGUCUCGCAGAUCCAGCCGCCAUCUACCGUACCCAUGGCUUCAGGAAUGACCUCAACCACACCCGAUCCCUUUCCCCGACCCGACUCCACAGCGACGGCGCCACCACCCUACAUAUCCCCCAGUCCUGCCAAUGGCGGUCGGUCACUGCCCGUUGGCGCAACCGCAGGAGCUGCGACCGGCGCUGGCGUUGGUGCGCUUGCAACAGGUGGACUGUCUCGCAACGCGUCCCGCGCCUCGACCCAGAAUAUUCAGACUCCCGUCUCCACUCGCUCGCUCAACGACCCUUUCCGUAACGACGUCAUGUCACCCGUCAGCCCGAUCGACAAUGGACCCGAAUCGUCGCCUUUCGUUGACCCACCAGAAGCGCAAGACAGCCCGGCAUCGCCCACGGCCAGUCAUCCCAUGAUGGGUAGAGCACGAGACGAGCAGUUGUUCGAUGACGCUAGGUCAGAAGUGUCAAGCAACGUUGAGGUGAGCAGUGUACGAGAGGCACAGAUUGGAAGGUCGCUCAGCACAAGAGCUGGGCGGGUCAUCGAUGGAAGGGGAUCAUCCUGA